Messenger RNA from Dentiscutata heterogama, 291 nucleotides. Lineage: Eukaryota; Fungi; Glomeromycota; Glomeromycetes; Diversisporales; Gigasporaceae. The record is from the annotation of a GenBank genome assembly.
AUGACAUGGAGAAACCAAUUAUCAAAGAAUCUUAAAGAACUUCGUGUACAUUUUUGCCAAACUUCUCCUGAAAGUAAGGGUGUUAGAGAAUUCAUUGCCCAAAAUUAUAGCUCAUUAAAGGUGGCAAACCCACAUUUUCCAAUUUUGAUCCGUGAAGCGAGCGGAGUGGAAGCAAGAUUUUUCGCUAGAUACGACUUUGGCAAAGAAACAAAAGUUGUACUAAAUAAUCUUUCAUCAAAAGACGUAGAAUCUAAAUUAGAAGAGCUAGUCACUAAGAGCCCUGCGAGAUAA